This is a messenger RNA of Ziziphus jujuba (common jujube), 1611 nucleotides long. Its product is annotated as flowering locus K homology domain. Gene Ontology annotation, cellular component: cytoplasm; nucleus. Lineage: Eukaryota; Viridiplantae; Streptophyta; Magnoliopsida; Rosales; Rhamnaceae. Gene Ontology annotation, biological process: regulation of gene expression. The transcript is spliced from 9 exons. Gene Ontology annotation, molecular function: mRNA binding. The coding region runs from base 72 to 1226 and encodes 384 amino acids. The record is from RefSeq and is a predicted model, not a curated record.
UUCAUAGUCGUUAUUCAGCGUUUUCGCCCCAAAACCAUCCUCUUUGAGCCAAAAACACAUAACGCAAACAAAUGGCGCAACCAGGCGAAAUUCCCUUUAAACCCACGGAUCCCGUUGUGCUAUCCGAUCCGGGAUCCGGAAUCGGACAAUCGGCCACCGGGAAGCGCCGCCGAGAGGACGAAUUUCCAGCUGAAACGAGAGCUGGAGAAGAGGCCGAUGAAUCGGCGCCGAAGCGGCGGGCUCAAGCUCAGGACGUCCUCUUCAGGAUCGUUGUUCCAUCGAGGCAGAUAGGCAAGGUCAUCGGUAAAGAAGGUUGCCGAAUCCAGAAGAUUCGCGAGGAGACCAAAGCUACCAUCAAAAUCGCCGAUGCUGUUGCCCGACACGAAGAGCGUGUGAUUAUUAUAAGUUCUAAGGAUAAUGACAAUGGAGUUUCUGACGCUGAGAAUGCGCUACAGCAUAUUGCGGGUUUAAUUCUAAAGGAAGAUGAUAUUGGAACUGAGGCAUCGAAAGUUGGUUCAGGACAUGUGGCUGCCAAUACAAUAAGGCUUUUGAUUGCUGGGUCGCAGGCAGGUUGCUUAAUUGGGAUGUCUGGUCAGAAUAUUGAGAAAUUGAGGAAUUCUUCUGGUGCCACCAUAUCGAUACUAGCUCAGAAUCAGUUGCCUUUGUGUGCAUCUGCUUAUGAAUCUGAUCGUGUGGUACAGGUAUCUGGCGAUGUUUCUGCUGUUGUAAAGGCUCUUGGGGAGAUUGGUUGUCAACUAAGGGAAAACCCACCUCGACAAGUGAUUUCUAUAAGCCCGACGUAUAAUUAUACAUCAGUUCGCCCACCUCAACCAUACUUAGACCCAACUUCAGCUGAUUAUGUAACCUUCGAGAUGCUGAUAUCAGAAACCCUAGUUGGUGGUUUGAUCGGCAGGUGCGGCUCCAACAUAUCAAGGAUCAGGAAUGAAUCUGGAGCAAUGAUCAAGGUGGGCAGAUUUGUAUUUCAAGCUGUUAUGAUUAGAGCAUCUCCAAUGGUUCUUUCUAUUGGAGUCUAUGCAGCAUUGAUUUUGGAAAGUGUUCAUGCUUAUAUGGUGUAUGGUGGGAAAGGUGAACAAAAGCACAGGCAAAUCCAAUUUGGUGGUAGUGCCCAACAGGUGGCAUUGGCGAAGCAAAGGGUCGAUGAAUACAUAUAUUCUCAGUUGAAACAAGAAGGAGCUCAAGAAGCAAUAACGUUACUGAGACAAUGAUCUUGAUCUACAAUGAAGAGCUGAUUGAUAUGCUUUCCUCCUGGUUUGCUGAAGUUAAGUGGAGCAUUCGUGAUGAUAGGCUUCUAUUUAUAGGCUGAUCAUCACAAGCUCGCGUCGUCUCAACUGUUUCCAGUCUCAGUGCUUUGGCAUAGGCUUGAACGAGAUACAACGUAGAUUGGUUAUCCUAUUUAUUGCAACAAUGAUGUACCCGGUUUUCUAAAUCUUGUGUCAUAAAGUGACUUUGUAUUGUAACAAUUGGUUUUCCAAUGGUAGAUGAGAAAUAGUUUUUUACGUCAACAAACAUAUUCAGGCGGAUAAUUGAAUAACCUAAGGUUUCGGUUUUAACAAUAUAACUAAUGAUGGAGGUUUUGCAUUAGCCCUUUUA